AUGACCACCGAGGAGGAUAUCGCAUGGUUCAAGUCCACCUUUCGUCCGAUCCCGAAGCCAGAGCUCCCCGACGACGCUGUGGAAUAUUCCAUCUACCAUAUUCCGUCCUCCCCCGCCCCCGCCGUUAUCGAUGAAGCUGCCGAGACCCGCGCGCGAUUGAUUGAGGUCCAGCGCAGUGCUGCAGAUCUCACCAAGGAUCUGCUUAAAGAUUACAUCUGGCAGCGUGAGGCCUUUAAAUUGGAAAUUGCAAAGGAAGAUGGAAUCAGCUCGCUGCAGGGUCGCACCAACUACGGCGACUCCAUCGAAGACGAAUGGGUUAUUGUGUACCUCCUCCGUGAGUUGACCAAACGACACAAGGAUAUUUGGGUCAAAGUGGCGGACAGUGAUGGCGAGUUCCUUCUUAUUGAAGCCGCGGGAACACUACCAGCGUGGAUCGAACCGGACGUCGCAGACAAUCGGGUAUGGAUUAAUCAAGGAGAGCUGCGCAUCAUCAAACCGAAGCAAGAAGCGAAGAGACAAGUAACCGAAAAGAUCACUCUCCCGGAAGCACGCAAGAUUAUCCAAAACGAGCCCGGUCGCCUCCUCCGAUCUACCAUAAUCCAGGAAGAGGCAUUCUACCGUCUGCGCAAAUACCCCCAGCAGAUCAGCGAGAACCUCCACUCUGCCGUCAUUACAAUCCCCCGCAAGGCUGCAUUCCUCCUACACCAAAAGCCAGCAUACAUCUCACCCGCCGUUGAGGCAUUCUACAUCCGUGAUCCAAUUGCCCUACGCCCACUACGUGCCAAGGAUACUUCGGGUCUCGUUUUCAAGCCUGACGAUCUGGUUGACGUGAGUGUCCGAUUCACUCGGGUCGGAUAUGCGCAGCUUAAGAGUCAGGAAUUCCCCAUUCCAAGCACCUGGGCGGGCAAGCUACCUUCGACUGAAGAUCGAAAGGCAUACGACCGCGCAGAGGCAGGAAUGAAACUUGCAUGUGGACUUGAGAUGUUGCUCAACGAUCCUCAAAACCAGGACAAGGCUGUAGUCAGAGAGAUGAAGCUGCUCCUGGAGGAUGUGGAGACCGGGGAUGAAGAGCUUCCCACCGACAAAGAGAUUCAAGAGAAGUGGGACAAGCGAGAAGACGAUGAAAAGUGGCUGGACAUCAACUUUGAAGAUCUGGAGGCAGAGCUCAAAGGACGGGGCCAAGGAAAGGGAGAAGAUGCAGGCAAUUUCGGCGACACUGGCGCCCAGGAAAACCUUCAACGCAUCGUGGCUCGCUUUGAGGAAUUCCUGAAUGAUAACUCAGCUGGAUUCGAUGGUGCCGAUUUCAUUGAUGACUUUGGAACGGAUUCUGACAUCGAUGAAGAUGAGGAGGAAGAAGUCGACAGCGAAGGUGAGGACAAGGAUGCUUCUUUCAACGAAGAGGAGUUUGCCAAGAUGAUGAAAGAAAUGAUGGGCAUGCCCUCUUCGUCAGACUCCAUCCGCAAGCGAGUGGAAGAACUAGACUCGGAUGGCGAAGACGAUACGGAGCAGAUCAAGGAGUUGUCCCGACGAAUGGAAGCCGAGUUACAGGGCACUGGUAUCCUCGAUUUGAACCGACGCCCGCAGAAUCUGUCUGGAGAAGCAAGCGGCUCCGGAGAUAAGGCUGCCAAGUCUAAAGACGACAAUGAUGAGGAUGACAACGUCAACAUCAACCUCGCUAAAAACUUGCUGGAGAGUCUUCAGGGCCAAGCUGGUGCCUCUGGCCCAGCCGGCAACAUGUUGUCGAUGAUGAACCUUCGCAUGCCAAAAGACGAUCGCCCUUGA
Messenger RNA from Penicillium arizonense, 1782 nucleotides. RefSeq names its product putative regulatory factor Sgt1. Bases 1 to 1782 code for a protein of 593 amino acids. The transcript is spliced from 3 exons. Gene Ontology annotation, cellular component: nucleus. Lineage: Eukaryota; Fungi; Ascomycota; Eurotiomycetes; Eurotiales; Aspergillaceae. The record is from RefSeq and is a predicted model, not a curated record.